This is a messenger RNA of Pyricularia oryzae 70-15, 1004 nucleotides long. RefSeq lists its product as uncharacterized. The transcript has 4 exons. The record is from RefSeq and is a predicted model, not a curated record. The coding region runs from base 189 to 578 and encodes 129 amino acids. NCBI's taxonomy places the organism in Eukaryota, Fungi, Ascomycota, Sordariomycetes, Magnaporthales, Pyriculariaceae.
CGUAUGACGGCCCGAGCUUGUAGCGAAUCAAUUGGACAAGCUUGGUGCAGGAAUUAACUUUCAUUGUCCACUACCUCGAUUGCAACAAGCCAUUGUCGUCACCUAGCGAACACGAGCGAUACCCUAGCUAUCACAAUCGAUCCGAAUUCACCACCGCGACAAAUUCGAACAAUCAGAACAACGCCGACAUGGCCUCUUUCAUCGCCAGGAGGGCGUUUACCACCAGCGCCCGCAGGCUCGAGGCUGGCGCAAAGGAGCAUGUCCUCAAGCAGGAGGGCAAGAAGGACCCGGAGCUCAUGAUCCUUGGUGGCAUCAUGGUUGCUGCUUUUGCCGGUGCCGGUUUCUACUUUGGACGCACGCCUACCUCGUCCACUUCGGAGACCAAGGUCCCUAUGGCCAAGGACGCCAUGCCGUGGGAGAGUGAGACCGCUGGCAAGUACAAGUACCACCCCGGUGGUGACCCCAACGCUGCUCCUAAGGAUGCUCCCAGCGCUGUGAACGUCGUGGUUGUUCCCGACGUCACGCUGCCCAAGAACCUCCACGACAAGUGGAACAAAUGGGGAAAGGAGGGCUACUAGAGGAUUUGUUUACCAUUGAAGAACAUGGCCGCUGGGAAAUUUCGAGAUAUGGCUACCAGAUACCUAAGCAGAGGUAGCUGCCGACAAGGCAUCGAUGUACAUAGAAGGCAAAGCAUUAUCGAUCACAACCGAGGCUGAGAGAGCAACACGCCCGUUUUAUUUGUUCAGGAGUCAGAUUGCUGUUCGGAGUGAUUGCUGUGCAGAGUUGGGCGAGUGUGUAGAGUUUGGAAAAUGAUGGAAGUUUGGUCACGAUAUGAUGUAUAUGCUCACACCGGAGUGCACCUGUUCCACUCGCCGAUACAAUAUUUGGGCUGUUGGCCGACUGAAACAUAAAUUAGCCACCCAUUCACGGCAUGAUGCACAGUCCCGAUGCAUUGCCAUGGAGAUUUCAAUUAUAUCAUAGUAAAUCCUAGAUGUUCGUCUGGU